GGCGCCUGUCAACCAUUCUGGGCUUGGUGGUGGCGAGCGUUAUGUGACAUGGCUGCCCAGGGAGGGGAGGCAGGUACUGGAGUGUUAGGGUGCUGGAUGACGAUGAAGGAGACGGAAGAGCAGCGCUGAGCGAGAAGAGGCCCACCAACCUGGGUCGUGGGCGGGGAGAGACUGAGCAUGCGCAGGAGCUGAACUGUAGUUCAGCCGGGCGGGCCGUGGGGAUGCUGUGGGUGGGUGCCUAACACAGGGCUUGCCAUGUAAUAGAUCCUAAACAAAAACUUGUUCGUUGAUGGAUUGGCCUUGUGCUACUCAACGUGUAAUCAUUCUUCGAGGAAGACAUCUGCCGAGCCACUUCUCAGCUUUGCUUUCUGAGGACACUGGGCUUCCCCACAAGAGGAGCAAAGAGAGGAACGGAGCACUCCUGGGUUCAAGAGCCUGCCCUUGCCUGAGACAGAAGCACAGAAAAAGGAUGUCUUCUGGGCUGCUGACAGCCAGGUCCCAGCACCCAGUGACGUUCAGGGAUGUGGCCGUGCACUUCUCCCUGGAUGAGUGGCGACGCCUGAGCCCGGCCCAGAGGACGCUGUACCGGGACGUGAUGCUGGAGAACUACGCGAACCUGGUCUCUGUGGGAGCCAGGCCUCCAGUAUCCAAACCCAAUGUGAUCUCCCUGUUGGAGAGAGGAGCGGCUCCCCAUAAGCCUAAGGGAAAAGUCCCAAGAAACACCUCCCCGGUCUCUGGUCUCUACUCAGACUUCGGUAAAUGUCAAAGAACACGUGAUGGAGAGAAGGUGUAUGACUGUAGUGAAUGUGGGAAAACCUUUGUCAAAAGAUCGACACUUAUUGAACAUCAGAGAAUUCAUACUGGAGCCAAACCCUAUGAAUGUAAUUCAUGCGGAAAAGCCUUCACUUGGUGGCGAAAUUUGAUGGAACAUCAGAGGACUCAUACUGGAGAGAAACCAUUUGAAUGUAAUGAAUGUGGGAAAACUUUCAGUCGAAGGGGGACCCUGCUUAGCCAUCAGAGUAAUCAUACUGGGGUAAAGCCCUUUGACUGCCAAGAAUGUGGGAAAGCCUUCAGUCAGAAGGGACUCCUUGUUAACCAUCAGAGGACUCACACCGGUGUGAAACCCUUCGAGUGCAGUGAAUGUGGGAAAGCCUUCUGUCAGAAGGGAAACCUGAUGAGCCAUCAGAGGACUCACACCGGUGUGAAGCCCUUUGAAUGUAAAGAAUGUGGCAAAGCCUUCAGUGAGAGGGGCACCCUUAUUAGGCACCAGAGAAUUCACACUGGAGUGAAACCCUUUGAAUGUAAUGAAUGUGGGAAAGCUUUCAGUGAAAAGGGCACCCUGAUUAGUCAUCAGAGAAUUCAUUCUGGAGUGAAACCCUUUGAGUGUAAGGAAUGUGGAAAAGCCUUCAGUCGUAGGGGAACCCUUGUUAGCCAUCAGAUGACUCAUAUUGGAAUGAAGCCCUUUGAAUGUAAUGAAUGUGGGAAAGCUUUUGGUUGGAAAGGACAUCUUAUUAGUCAUCAGCGAAUUCAUACGGGAAGGCAGCCAUUUGAAUGUACUGAUUGUGGGAAAGCCUUUAGUCAGAAGGGACUGCUGAUUAGCCAUCAGAGAACUCACACUGGAGUGAAGCCCUUUGAAUGUACUGAGUGUGAGAAAGCCUUCAGUCAGAAGGGAAACCUCGUUAGACAUCAGAGAACUCACACUGGAGUGAAGCGCUUUCAGUGUCAUACAUGUGGGGAAGUCUUCAGUCAGAAGGGACACCUGAUUAGGCAUCAGAGAACUCAUGCAGGAGUGAAGCCCUUUGAAGGUUAUGAUUGGGAAAACUAUUGCUUAGAAAAGAAAACUUACUGAAUAUAAAAUAAUUUAGAAUUGAGAGAAUACUUCUGCAAAUUAUGUAUAGAGUUAAUUAUCUAAACACAAGGCAACAAUAAAGAAUAUUCU
Messenger RNA from Dromiciops gliroides (monito del monte), 1939 nucleotides. RefSeq names its product zinc finger protein OZF-like. Gene Ontology annotation, molecular function: DNA-binding transcription activator activity, RNA polymerase II-specific; DNA-binding transcription repressor activity, RNA polymerase II-specific; RNA polymerase II cis-regulatory region sequence-specific DNA binding. The record is from RefSeq and is a predicted model, not a curated record. The coding region runs from base 290 to 1849 and encodes 519 amino acids. Gene Ontology annotation, biological process: negative regulation of transcription by RNA polymerase II. The transcript is spliced from 7 exons. Gene Ontology annotation, cellular component: nucleus. Lineage: Eukaryota; Metazoa; Chordata; Mammalia; Microbiotheria; Microbiotheriidae.